CGCAAACGCGUCCACUCUCGGAAUCAGAAGAGCCGUCACCCCUAAUACUAAACCAAAGACUUACGAGCUUUCAGUCCAGAUAUAUCUUCUGGUAUUGUUUUCUCUGAAGAACACUGAAGUAAACAAUCCCGAUCUCAUCGCUGCGACUGAGCAUCCCACUUGGUUUUUCUUAAUCAAUCAUAUUAAGUACUUACGAAACCUAAACCUUUAAACCCUAAAAUUGGUAUAGUCUCAGAGUUUCCUGGCGUAUCUUUGUUUCAAAAAUCAUUGAUGGCGAUAUCACUCACAGAACUCGAUGAUGAGACUGUACGCAGUAUGUCGAUUGGAGCCGUUUUCUCAGAUUUUGGUGGAAAGAUCAAUUCAGUUGAUUUUCAUCGUACCAAGGAUCUACUGGUUACCACUAGUGAUGAUGACUCGGUGCGGCUUUAUGAUAUUGCAAAUGCAACUUUGUUGAAGACUACAUACCACAAGAAGCAUGGUGCUGAUCGUAUAUGCUUUACACACCAUCCAAGCUCUGUUAUAUGCUCUUCGAGAUACAAAACAGAUUCCACUGAUGAACCCUUGCGAUAUCUUUCCAUGUAUGACAAUCGAUGUCUCCGCUACUUCAAAGGGCACAAAGAGAGAGUUGUUUCACUCUGCAUGUCUCCAAUUAAUGACAGCUUCAUGUCUGGUUCACUUGAUCACAGUGUUAGAAUAUGGGAUCUUCGUGUAAAUGCUUGCCAGGGACUCCUUCAUUUGCGAGGUAGGCCUACAGUUGCAUACGAUCAGCAGGGUCUUGUUUUUGCAGUAGCAAUGGAAGGGGGUGCUAUUAAACUGUUUGAUUCACGCUCUUAUGAUAAGGGUCCAUUUGACACUUUUUUUGUUGGAGGAGAUACAGCUGAGGUCUCUGAUAUCAAAUUCAGCAAUGACGGAAAAUCUAUGCUUUUGACAACAACGAAUAGCAAUAUCUAUGUUCUUGAUGCAUAUGCAGGGGAGAAGCGAUGUGGCUUCAGUUUGGAACCAUCUUCAAAUACAGGCAUAGAGGCAACUUUUACACCAGAUGGGCAAUAUGUGGUUUCAAGCUCAGGAGAUGGAACCUUGCAUGCAUGGAGUAUCAACAUGCGAAAUGAGGUUUCUUGCUGGAAUAGCCACAUUGGUGUAGCAACUUGCUUGAAGUGGGCACCCCGUAGGGCCAUGUUUGUUGCUGCAUCUACUGUUCUUACAUUUUGGAUUCCAAACAAUGGUAAAUUGAAUCCAGAAUCUGGCGCCAGGGAUCUUGUUGCUGUUGCUGCAGUGUAGUGUAGCAAGGAAAUAUUCUCAGUUUAAUCCUGGUAUUUCAUUCUCUGUCAAAUCAUGGCUCUGUGGGUUAAAAUGCAAAGAGUAAUUAAAGUUUCUGUGUAAUCUCAGCCAGCUGUGAAGAUAACAAAUACAGCAACUGUGGUGACAUAGCUCAUGUAUUUGCAUUUUCCCUUCCAACCCAAGUGAGCUUUAGAUUCUAGUCAUGGGUGCAAUACACCUUAAAAGCAUAGUCCACUGAACUUUUCAUCUCAUAUUACAUAACCUGGCUAUCCCUAUCAAGAUUUACUACCUGGUUUAAGGUAUGGUAUUGCAAGAAA
Macadamia integrifolia is the source of this 1595-nucleotide messenger RNA. RefSeq names its product protein ANTHESIS POMOTING FACTOR 1. The transcript is spliced from 11 exons. The coding region runs from base 271 to 1278 and encodes 335 amino acids. Lineage: Eukaryota; Viridiplantae; Streptophyta; Magnoliopsida; Proteales; Proteaceae. Gene Ontology annotation, cellular component: Set1C/COMPASS complex. The record is from RefSeq and is a predicted model, not a curated record. Gene Ontology annotation, molecular function: chromatin binding; protein binding.